Messenger RNA from Mirounga angustirostris (Northern elephant seal), 504 nucleotides. Its product is annotated as large ribosomal subunit protein eL39-like. Lineage: Eukaryota; Metazoa; Chordata; Mammalia; Carnivora; Phocidae. The transcript is spliced from 2 exons. Gene Ontology annotation, biological process: translation. The record is from RefSeq and is a predicted model, not a curated record. The coding region runs from base 1 to 174 and encodes 57 amino acids. Gene Ontology annotation, molecular function: structural constituent of ribosome. Gene Ontology annotation, cellular component: ribosome; cytosolic large ribosomal subunit.
AUGUGCAACUAUAGAACCAGGUCUUCUCACAAGACUUUCAGGAUCAAGCAAUUCCUGGGCAGGAAACAAAAGCAGAACCGUCCCAUUCCCCAGUGGAUUUGGAUGAAAACUGGUAAUAAAAUCAGGCACAACUCCAAGAGGAGGCAUUGGAGAAGAUCCAAGCCGGGUCUAUAAGGGAUCGCGCAAGAGACGGCACACAUGUUGAUGCUGCGUGAAGGUCACAUGCUCCUAUCCCAUCACUGCGUAAACAUCACUGCUGCCUGAACCGUAGACACGUUUUAUCAGGGAGAUGAUGUAUCUCUGCUGCUAUGCUUCUGCACGAGUAGGCUGGUUCAGUAAUAAAUAUGUGAGACCUUCUGUUUGAAAGGAAAAAAAAAAAAGGACAAUUUAGAAUAGCUGCUUGCUGGAACAAAAAGGGGGAAUUUUAAGGGCAUUCAAACUGUUCUGUAUGAUACUGUUAAUGAUUGGAUACGUAUCCUUACACAUUUUUGAAAAUCCAUAGAA